AGGAAUUUAAUUCGACAUUAUCUUUCAGUAAAUGAUGUUGGAAGUGUUUUCAAAUUCUUUAAACCCAAAAUACCCGGAAAUAAGAAAGCGAUAUUGCUAAAUGUUAUAAUUAAGAUAACGGAUCAUAUGACUUCGUAAUAUGUACAGGUAUUGUGAGAAUACUAUUAUAUUGAUAUAUUUACGUUACUUUGAAUAUGUUAGUCUUUCUGUUAUAUUCAACGUCUAACAGAACAUAGAAAGGUUAAGCAAGCGUAGGCGUUCUUUUGUUGAGAACGUUAGUCGUUUCAAAUCACUUUUGACAAAUUCAUUUUGUAUUUUAUGACGAGUUUAACGUCGUUAGAAGAAGUUUUCACGUUUAGUGUACAUCAUACAUAUAUUUUUAUCAGGAAAGGAGCUGCGAACAUGAACAUUUGAUGUGUAAAUUAUGAUUCACCUAUGUGAAGUCGCUAGCUAUAGCUGAUGGACAAUAUACCUGUUUGUGGAUUAAUGUAAAAUAUAUUUAAUCGUUAAUUUAGUUGAUGGUAAUGAACUUAUUUGCAAUGAAGCAAAGGGGGUCUGGCGACAAUGGGAUCAUUGGUGUCAGUGACACCGGUAUGUAGUUCUAAAGACCUCAAGAUUUGUUUGCAUAUAAAACAAUUAGCUGUCCGAAGUUUAACUACUUACUGUAAAGAAUUAAGACAUAUAGUUGCAACAAACAUCUUCGAAGCAAAUGCCCGUCAUCAGUAUACCAGCAGACACGACGGGUCGCAUCCAAUGUUAAACCGAAGGACUUUGGACAGGGGAAGAUAUUCAUCAUUGAUUCAAAGAUAAAGAAAUAAAUUUCAUUAGAUAUAUUACUGUGCAACUACGUUUCAUAAUAGUGAUUUUAGAUACAAAAUGUUAAAGUUAUAGAUAUACAAACUGUUUUUUAUGAAUAUAUGAUUUAUUAUUAUGGCGAAUGUGCACAAUAAUGAUAAAGUCCCUCAACACGAAUCAGACGAAAAAAACGAAGAACGGAACUUGAAUUCGUUUUCAAAUGGUCGGUCAAGUUCAGUGCUUAAGCAACGUUCGUCGGCUGUACGCAUGUCUGAUCACCAGGACCAACACAUUAACACUGUGGGACGCAUUCCAAGACACGACCAAGACAAACAAAAACAAAGCUGGACUGAGACUGACAAACUAAAGUAUCCUGAGUACCAGACAGUUGCCGCUCGAGUUUCAUCAUUUAUAAACUGGCCAGUCCAGAUUAAACAAACUCCAGAGCAGAUGGCCAAAGCUGGUUUGUUCUUUACAGGUAUAGGCGACUGUGUACGUUGCUUUACCUUUGGAGGUAAACUACGUCAAUGGUGCUCCACGGAUGACCCAUGGACCGAACAUUGUCGUUUGUUCCCAUUAUGUUCUUUUGCCAGGAACCAAAAAGGGGACCACUUUAUAACGCAGACGCAAGAGGCUUUCAGUUCUGAAUUUGAG
This is a messenger RNA of Mercenaria mercenaria, 1449 nucleotides long. Its product is annotated as baculoviral IAP repeat-containing protein 7-B-like. The record is from RefSeq and is a predicted model, not a curated record. Gene Ontology annotation, cellular component: nucleus; cytoplasm. Lineage: Eukaryota; Metazoa; Mollusca; Bivalvia; Venerida; Veneridae. Gene Ontology annotation, molecular function: cysteine-type endopeptidase inhibitor activity involved in apoptotic process; ubiquitin protein ligase activity. Gene Ontology annotation, biological process: regulation of cell cycle; negative regulation of apoptotic process; positive regulation of protein ubiquitination.